Molecule: messenger RNA, 1085 nt
Organism: Drosophila ficusphila
Lineage: Eukaryota; Metazoa; Arthropoda; Insecta; Diptera; Drosophilidae
Gene: fs(2)ltoPP43
Product: probable RNA polymerase II nuclear localization protein SLC7A6OS
Biological process (GO): developmental process
Source: RefSeq, a predicted model, not a curated record
AAAUGCCAGCGGUUGUGCGAAUUAAGCGACGCAUCGACGAGGAACCCCACACCGCAUUUGUGCUCAAUGGCAAGCGGCGGCGGCUUCACAACGAUGAGAAUUCUCUUGAGGAUUCGGGAGCGGUGGCGGGAGCAUCGGCAUCAGACAAAGACGAAUUGACCACCGUGCUUAAGUUUGCCGGCACGCUGGAAAAUCAGGACGACUGUGCCACUCGUCAAUUUGCUGCUGCCAGGCUGAACAAAACUACGGCCCGUGAGUUGGUGCAACAGCAGCGAUCCAAUGAUGCAGCCAUUGCCAGUGCCCUGCGGCGUGACCGCCAGCGCCAGGAGGCCCAGCAAAAUGCUCGGGAACAGCGUUUCCGGGUGGUAAACUGUCUGCGAAGCACCCUCGAGGACAAUGCCACAGAGGCGGAAAGUUCGGAGAACCAAAAUCAGGAGGCCAGGAGUCACAUAACCAUUGUGGACAUUGAGUCACAACAGCAGCAACAGCAAUCGGGAGCACAGAACCCCGAUAAUCAGGAUCCCCAGCAGCUUAUAGAGCCCAACCAUGAUCAGCAACAACCCGCCGACUCCGAUGUGGGUUAUGUUUACGAUCUUUAUGUUCCUGAGAAUGAGAUGCAGGCCGCCUACGUCGAUAUGAUGGACGACAACUAUCUAAGAGUGAUUCCUGUGGGUGAGAUUGUGCUAGAGGAUUGCUACAAUGAUCAGGACGAGGACUACGAUUCGGAGGACUCGAAUCAGGAAAACUACUUUACGAACGACUAUCCCGAUGAUGAGGAAGCGGAGGGCAUGGGAUCUGAUGACGAGCUGGCGCGGCAAAUGAACAAGUUUAUGCUCGAUGAUGAUGAGGAUGAUUAUCCCAGCACCAGCGACGAUGAAGAUUAUGCCAAGUACCACGAUCCUUACGUCCAUACGAUUGACACCGAACAAGACUCGUUUGUGGAUGAUGUUGACUUUUAUAAUGUUGAUCGAGAACGGGGCAGCGCCUAUGAACGCUAUAAGCGAAGAGUUCUUAAAGAAUUGGAGGAGGGUCACGAAGACGAUGAUGAGGAUUCGUUUGCCAGUGCUGAUGAAGAAUGAAAGCUG